CGGACCAUCUGCCCGAGAGAUGUCAUCUUCCAAUAGGACUGGGUCCAGUGCCCUGGCCUUCGUCCUCACCGGGAUUCCUGGUCUGCUGAUGAGCAGCUACUGGAUGGCGUUGCCUCUCUGCUGCCUGUAUCUCCUCAUGCUCCUGGGGAACUGCACCUUAAUCUGGAUGAUAAAGACAGAGCACAGCCUCCAUACACCAAUGUACUAUUUCCUCUCCAUGCUGGCCGUGGCAGACCUGGGCUUGUCUCUCUCCACCCUGCCCACCAUGCUGGCCGUUUUCUGGUUUGAGUCCACCUCCCUCUGUUUUGAGGCGUGCGUCGUUCAGAUGUACUUCAUCCACUCCUUCUCUACCAUUGAGUCUGGGGUCCUGGUGGCCAUGGCCUUUGACCGCUUUGUUGCUAUUUGCUACCCUUUGCAAUACGCCUCUGUCCUGAUGAGUUCCCUGAUAAUGAAGGUGGCGGGGGCGAUCUUCAUGCGGGGCAUCUGUGUGGUACUACCUGUUGCCAUCCUUAUUAAGAAGAUGCCUUUCUGCGGGUCCCAUGUCCUGUCUCACUCCUUCUGUCUGCACCAGGACAUGCUGAGGCUGGUUUGUGGGGACAUCAGGGUCAGCAGCUUGUAUGGGCUCAUCGCAGUGAUACUCACCAAGGGCCUGGACUCCCUGACCAUCCUCCUGUCCUACGUGAUGAUCAUCAGAGCCAUCUUGAACAUCGCCUCCCACGAAGCACGAGCCAAAGCCUUUAGCACAUGCAUCUCCCACCUCUGUGCUGUCCUGAUCUUCUACAUCCCGCUCAUUGGCUUGUCCAUCAUCCACAGGUUUGGGAAGCACCUGCCCCCCCUCACUCACAUGGUCCUGGCUGACGCCUAUCUCCUGGUGCCUCCUGUCCUGAACCCACUCGUGUACAGCUGGAAAACCAAGCAGAUCCGCAGGCGGAUCCUCAUCCUGCUCUGUCGGAGAGGGUCCCAGCAGCAAGUUUAGUCCCAGAGCAGCAAUGACCCAAAGCCAGUCUCCUCCUUCCCUUCCUCUCCAGACUGGUUGUUCAUGGGCAACGUCUUCUCCCAGGGGAAGUUAGUCAUGACAGAAGAAACCUGUCACCUCUUCUGCGAUACAGCUCUUUCCCUCUCCGUGGAGGGACGGAUUAUGGCAAUUCACGUUAUUCCACCUCCCAUAUUUUGGGAUGCCCCAUUUCUCAGAAAGUCUGCGAGAGGGCAGGGCUGGUGUGGCGGUGCGAAGCCGCUGACCCCCCUGCAGGUGGGAGAGAGGGGACUGCUGAGAGCAGGCUUCCGUCAAGGGAUUCGCUGCUAACAGCGGUCUCUGAAGAAGUACAGUGUUGCCAGACUUGUGCUUUUAAUUACAAUAUCCCUGUAUUGGUGCGUUAUAUGAAGCUGUCGGUUCCCAGGGUUUUGUGAUCAGAUGAGACUCCUCAGCUUUCGUUAUACACAUAAUUUGAUUCUUUAUGGUUAUGGGGGAUAGACAGACACUAAUGGCCUAUGGGCUGUAACCUAAGGCUCAAAAUGAGAAAAUCGAGUCCAACCUCAUUGCAGGGUCUGCAAGGGGAGUGUGUUGUUUCUACUGUCUCAUGAUAUCACCUUCUCUGCCCGUAACUCUUUUGGGAACAUGUUGGAAAUCUCUCCCCACCUCCCAGGUUACGAUCCAAACGAGGGUAGGCAGGUCUGGUCUGGCAGCGCGGGUGCAACCCAGGCGCACCCCGCGAGAUGUGGUGCUGUGUGUGUAUUGCCACGGUUCCUCGGGGAUGCAUGUGAUGCCAAAGCGAUGGGAUUCGUGCCCCUUUCGGAGCAUCAGGCUGUCAUUAUGGAGCCUCCGCCCUGUCCCAAGGCAAUCUACCUCCUGAUUCACCACCCUUGUCAUUGUGUAAAAUAAUCCCCAUGCAAGCCAAAUCCCUGUGGCCUUGUCGUGUCUGCAGGGUCAUACCAAACCAUUUGCUCCUUUCUGCCCCCACGUCAGUGCCUUCAGUCUUCCUCAUGGGCUGCCCUCCUCCUCCUCCUCCUCUGGGCUAACUCAGGCCAGCUUUUGCCUCAUCCCAGCAGCCGAGUGGCCAGGAAGGAGGGAGCAGGGUGAAAAGGAGCCGUGACCUUGCAGGUGGGAGCGCAGCAGCCCCCAGCUCGUGUGUGUGCGGCAGUGCCGCGGCGAGCAGCGCUACCGCUGGGGAGGGGGGAAGGCAGAGGAAACCACCCGUUCCAGUGCAGGCACUUGGCAGGGUCGGUGUCCAGCCAUGCAAAGAGCUACAGGGUCAGGGAUCAGAACUGGAGCUUGGGAUGCCCUGGCCACGUUACCAGGUCCCAGUGAAGUGGGAGAUGCUGCGCACUGCAGGGAUGCGCUGGAGGGCUUUGGUAGUGAGAAAAAAAUUGGGUGUUUCCCUUUUGUUUUUUUAUUUGUUUCCCACCCACCCCCUGCAGCUCCAAAAGCUGCUUUAGUAAAUGUACCGAGAGCUUCUCCCAGCUGUUCUGGGUGCUGCUAUGGAGAAUCCAAAUGACAAGGAUCAGUGCUGUGAAAGGGAGUUAGAUCCUUUUUUCUUUUUGGCAAGCAGGAGAGAGUUAUGGGAAAAUUGUACCUGGGUUUUUCUUUUUCAUCAGGGGAAGGAAAUGCUCCGUCUCUUCCACAGUCUCUCAGUUACUGUCACUGGGAGGUGCCAAGUAGUAAAACCAGCGAGAACAUACGGGUGCUGCUGUGUAUGCUACAAAGCAUCAUGUCAGUCAGAUGCUGGGAAGAAACUGGUGUCUGCAGGAGGAAAAACAUACUCCAUGCAGAAACAAAGGUGGAUGCAAGGCAAAUGUGAGUGCUUAGAUGCAGGCUCUGGGCCUCAUGGCUGGGAAGCUGCCAGAAUUCUCUCCUGUAUUUUUCCAAGGGUCUGUAAAGCAGAUGUGCAUGUCCAUUUGUGCCUGCUGAAAAUGUCAAGCUGCUCUGAUCUGCCAACAAGAGGUCAGAAGCUGGGAACCUACCCACGGAGAGCUGAGUACUCAACAGUGUUACGCUGUGCAAUGACCACGGGUAUGUUUUUGGGCGAGCCCACAAAGAAGCAGUUUAUCUUGUGCUUGAAUGUUUUGCUAAAUCCAGUGUGUCAGGCUGGGCAAGCCAUGGGGAAGAGCAGACGUUGCUGUAAUCUGCGUGUGGACGGCAGAGAGCAGCUCCCUGAGGUACAGAGCAGUUCCCUUGGAGGCUAAUGCGGCUGAUGCGUGUCAGCUGCAGGCAAAUCUGGUGGCUGUUUUCACGGAAUCAUAGAAUCAUUUAGGUUGGAAAGGACCUUUAAGACCUUCAAGUCCAACGGUUACCCUAACACCGCCAAGCCCACCACUAAACCGUGCCCCAAGUCCCACGUCUACAUGUUUUGAACCCCCCCAGGGACGGUGACUCCCCCACCUCUCUGGGCAGCCUGUGCCAACCCCUGACCCCUC
This is a messenger RNA of Phalacrocorax carbo (great cormorant), 3411 nucleotides long. Lineage: Eukaryota; Metazoa; Chordata; Aves; Suliformes; Phalacrocoracidae. The record is from RefSeq and is a predicted model, not a curated record.